UGGAUUUCACUACCUUGCGGUUAAGGAGCAGGAAAUCUGACGGUCCCAUUAAUUUAUUCUGCUACCCAUCUUACACAAGCCAAGGCCCCGAAUCUCUAUUUCUUUUUAUUUAACGGUCCAAAUUUCUUGGUUCUUAGGCUCUGAACAAUGACGUCGGAAGAGGAUGCAAAUUCAAAAUAACUGACCACUUUGUUUUUUCAUUGAAUGCAUUCUUCGAACCACCUAUUUCUUUGUCCAUCACAUUAUUAUCCCUAACCCAAAGAAAGAAACCAACUACUCAACACAAACACCAUUACCUCAUAUCCCUCACAAUUCCUAUCCAAAUCCAAACAACAUUUGAAGUUUUCUCCAAUGACCUCAUCUUCUUCUUCCACCAAGCUCCCUGCUUACCAAAGACUCAUACAUGACGACGAUCUCGACGAAGACGAGUUCGAUUUCGAAAAGAACCGAGUGGUGGUGAGAUCAAGGACAAACAAAGCUACUACUAGUUGGUGCAGGUUCAGAUCGUUCAGAAGGGCUCACAUUCGGAGGAGAUCGUUCAAGCUCAAAGUUCCGAGCCUGAGGAGGUUGCUGUUCUUGAGGAGGAAGGUGAAGGUGGUUUCUGCUCUGUAUGCAAAGGUGGUGAGGAGAUUUAAAGAAGGGCAGUCACACUUUGGUGAUCUUUUUGCUGGAAACUAUUUGUUCUUGCAGAUCAACCCUUCCUCGUUGAAGGCCCUUCACAACAAGGGCACUCCUACUCAUCACUCCCUUCAAUUCAACAAACCCUAUGCCCUCCCAAGCAACAACAUUGCCUAAUCCAUCCGGUCAUACAUCAAAGAGUACUUGUUAUAUUAUAUUUGUGUUCUUUAAAUUAAAAUUGGGGCGUAGGUUGGGGCUUGUGCGCUAAUCCCUUCAGAAUCGAUAGUGGCACCACCUGCACUCCAUUAGGGUCGGCAUUGUUUUUAAUAUUGAUAGGUUUUUUUAGUUUUUUUUGGUCCCAAAUAUUGGUUGUUUUUAUGCAUAACGCUCAUAAGCACUUAAUAAUACAACCAAAUUCCAACAUAUUAUGCAAA
This is a messenger RNA of Malus domestica (apple), 1052 nucleotides long. RefSeq lists its product as uncharacterized. The record is from RefSeq and is a predicted model, not a curated record. Lineage: Eukaryota; Viridiplantae; Streptophyta; Magnoliopsida; Rosales; Rosaceae.